This is a messenger RNA of Mercenaria mercenaria, 1204 nucleotides long. RefSeq lists its product as uncharacterized. Lineage: Eukaryota; Metazoa; Mollusca; Bivalvia; Venerida; Veneridae. The record is from RefSeq and is a predicted model, not a curated record. The transcript is spliced from 9 exons. The coding region runs from base 109 to 1047 and encodes 312 amino acids.
CAUUCAGUUUUUCGCGGGAAAAGUUUGUGUAUAUAUAACCGACGGGACAAAUUGCUUUAUAGUCGCACACGGGACAGCUGCUCAGUAAAGACAUUAUCCAAAACGAGAAUGGACCCAUCAAUGUGUAUCAAAGUGUUUGUUUUAUGUGCCCUUACGUCAGGAGCACUUGGCGGCGGUUUGAAUUACGACUGCACUUCGAACGACGAUGUUCAAAUUUCCGGUUUUCCUGCAAAUUCUUACUAUUACGCCAUGCAGAAUUCCACUCAAUGCAAUGUAACGGCUUCAGGAACAUCGAUCUCAAUUUCGGGCUGUUCAAAAGAUUCAGAAAUUUUAGUCACGUACGGUUCCUAUUCUGACAUGGAGACGUAUUGGUUGCAUGGGGGAAAAGCCGUGAAUGCAGUAAAAGUUACAUGCAUUGAGAUCCCAGUCGCAGGAAACACACACAACGUUAGUGAAAUAUUUUCAGCAAACUUGACCAUUGACGAGACGCAGUCUGUUGACUCAUCCUACAACGUAACUUCAGCUCUCAGCAGUUACAGUGUAACUGUCGGGGAUCAAAUCACGUGGACAAUCACUUUCCCAGUGGAGUACACGCUAGAAGUUACCCAAUGCACAGCCAGUCCUGGAACCAGCUAUGUCUUGGCGGAUAAAGUCGACCUCAUAUCCAGCGGAGGAUGCCAUGUAAGCAGUGAACUUAUCAGCAAUUUUACAGACAACGGUGAUGGAACAGCGUCUGCAACAAUUGAAGCUUUUAAGUUCUACAAUAACGACCAAGUUUUCUUGACAUGUGAUCUGAAGGUCUGCCCAAGCGGCUCGACCUCGUGCGACACUCAAUGUGCAGGUUCCAGAAAGAGAGAAGUAGGCGACAUAUUCAAAAGAUCCGCUCCGGAAUCAGAGACUGUAGGAUUUUACCCAAAGCAAGUUCACAACGUAUUGACAGUGUUUGAUCCGAGAGAAAACAGCGCCAUGACAGUUACUCCAUUUGGAUGGAGCUUUGUGUUCACCUUGACCUUUGUGCUAUGCAACCGUCUGACCAGCGUCUUUUGAUACCAACAACAAAUGCCCUGCACAUGAAAAAUCCAUCUGACGUUUGCUACGCUAUACAGCUAUAAGUUGUUUUGCCGCAUUGUGCAUUGUUACAUACGUUAUUUUAUGUUUUGACUACGCAUUUAAAAUUAUCAGAGAUAAUAAAUUUUAAAAUGUA